AUGAGUUCUGAUGAAGAUGCAAAAGUUGAAGUCUCGGGGAUUCUAGCGAACUUGUGCAUCAUCUGCAAGGCGUUUCUGGAUUUUCCGCGCGAAUUCACAGCGACAACAUGUGUGUUUUUUCAUUCUCAAAAAUGCCUCGAUCUGGACCGAGAUGUUCCAGUUAUUGAGGUUAUGAUCGAAUUUUUGGCCCGUACACAGCUGGAAUUUGUGUUUCCUCUGGCCACGAUAGUUUUGUUUCUUAUCACUCAACUUUUUAUUUCUUUGGGACCGGGAUUGGCAUUUUGGAUUCAAAAUCCCGUUCCUGGGAUUACAAAAUAUGUCUAUUUGACUUCGUUCGUUCACUUCCUUUCAAGUUUUCUGGCGUCCAUCACAAUGCUUACACAUUUGGAAAAUGCUCAGCAAACUGAAAUCUGGACCGAAUAUCUUACUGUAUCUGGAUUGUGCCUUUUUUGGCUAUUCCAACUUUUCAACAUGACUGUUUUCACUCGUCUCACAUCGAUGAACUUUAUUCGUGCUAGAGAGAACUUCAAUAGAAGAAUUGGUGUUGAGGCUUAG
Caenorhabditis briggsae is the source of this 555-nucleotide messenger RNA. Bases 1 to 555 code for a protein of 184 amino acids. The record is from RefSeq and is a predicted model, not a curated record. The transcript is spliced from 4 exons. Lineage: Eukaryota; Metazoa; Nematoda; Chromadorea; Rhabditida; Rhabditidae.